Molecule: messenger RNA, 1452 nt
Organism: Orycteropus afer afer
Lineage: Eukaryota; Metazoa; Chordata; Mammalia; Tubulidentata; Orycteropodidae
Gene: ANGPT1
Product: angiopoietin 1
Biological process (GO): Tie signaling pathway; angiogenesis
Molecular function (GO): receptor tyrosine kinase binding
Source: RefSeq, a predicted model, not a curated record
GGCAGAAGAAAGGAGCAAGUUUUGCGAGAGGCACGGACGGAGAGCGCUGGCAGUACAAUGACAGUUUUCCUUUCCUUUGCUUUCCUCGCUGCCAUUCUGACUCACAUAGGGUGCAGCAACCAGCGCCGAAGUCCAGAAAACGGUGGCAGAAGAUACAACCGGAUUCAACAUGGGCAAUGUGCCUACACUUUCAUUCUUCCAGAACACGACGGGAACUGUCGUGAGAGUACGACAGACCAGUACAACACAAACGCUCUGCAAAGAGAUGCUCCACACGUGGAACCCGAUUUCUCUUCCCAGAAACUUCAACAUCUGGAGCAUGUGAUGGAAAAUUAUACUCAGUGGCUGCAAAAACUUGAGAAUUACAUUGUGGAAAAUAUGAAAUCGGAGAUGGCCCAGAUACAGCAGAAUGCAGUUCAGAACCACACGGCCACCAUGCUCGAGAUAGGAACCAGCCUCCUGUCUCAGACCGCAGAGCAGACCAGAAAGCUGACAGAUGUUGAGACCCAGGUACUAAAUCAAACUUCUCGACUUGAAAUACAACUGCUGGAGAAUUCAUUAUCAACUUACAAGCUAGAGAAGCAGCUUCUUCAACAGACAAAUGAAAUCCUAAAAAUUCAUGAGAAAAACAGUCUAUUAGAACAUAAAAUCUUAGAAAUGGAGGGAAAACAUAAGGAAGAGUUGGACGCGUUAAAGGAAGAGAAAGAGAACCUUCAAGUCUUGGUUACUCGUCAGACCUACAUAAUCCAAGAGCUGGAAAAACAAUUAAACAGAGCCACUACCAAUAACAGUGUCCUACAGAAGCAGCAGCUGGAGUUGAUGGACACAGUCCACAACCUCGUCAACCUUUGCACUAAAGAAGGUGUUUUACUAAAGGGAGGAAAAAGAGAGGACGAGAAACCAUUUAGAGACUGUGCAGAUGUAUAUCAAGCUGGUUUUAAUAAAAGUGGAAUCUACACUAUUUAUAUUAAUAAUAUGCCAGAACCCAAAAAGGGUUUUGGAAAUCCCUCUGGUGAAUACUGGCUGGGGAAUGAGUUUAUUUUUGCCAUAACCAGUCAGAGGCAGUACACACUAAGAAUCGAGUUAAUGGAUUGGGAAGGAAACAGAGCCUAUUCACAGUACGACAGAUUCCACAUAGGAAAUGAAAAGCAAAACUAUAGGUUAUAUUUAAAGGGUCACACUGGGACAGCAGGAAAACAGAGCAGCCUGAUCUUACAUGGUGCUGAUUUCAGCACUAAAGAUGCCGAUAAUGACAACUGUAUGUGCAAAUGUGCCCUCAUGCUAACAGGAGGCUGGUGGUUUGAUGCUUGUGGCCCCUCCAAUCUAAAUGGAAUGUUCUAUACUGCUGGACAAAACCAUGGAAAGCUGAAUGGGAUAAAGUGGCACUACUUCAAAGGGCCCAGUUACUCCUUACGUUCCACGACUAUGAUGAUCCGACCUUUGGACUUUUGA